Fraxinus pennsylvanica is the source of this 1038-nucleotide messenger RNA. The record is from the annotation of a GenBank genome assembly. NCBI's taxonomy places the organism in Eukaryota, Viridiplantae, Streptophyta, Magnoliopsida, Lamiales, Oleaceae.
AUGGCUGGUAUGAAACUUCACUUUGUUAUUGAAAUUUUUCUAGUUGGGCUGCAGUUAAUGGCUACCAUGGAUUACACAGUGGCUCAGACAGGAGUCUGUUAUGGAGGUCUCGGGAGCGCGUUGCCACCAGCAUCCGAAGUUAUCUCCCUAUACAACGAGAACAACAUCCAAAGAAUGCGAAUCUAUGACCCAAACCAGCGUACUCUUGAUGCUCUAAUAGACUCCAACAUUGAGCUCAUGCUAGGUGUCCCAAACACUGACCUUCAGAAUCUUGCUUCAAAUCAAGAAAAUGCAAAUUCUUGGAUCAAAAACAAUGUUAUAAACUAUCCUAAUGUUAGGUUUAGAUACAUUGCAGUUGGAAAUGAAGUCAGUCCGUUAAAAACUGGACCAGAUGGCACAGCACAGUUUGUCCCAUUUGUUCUUCCUGCCUUACAAAAUGUACAAAAUGCAAUUUCUGCAGCUGGACUUGGGAACCAGAUUAAGGUUUCCACUUCUAUUGAAACAGGAGUACUGGGAAAUGCUUAUCCACCAUCGGACGGUGAAUUUAAGUCCGACGUUCGAUCAUUUCUUGAUCCAAUCAUCGACUUCUUGGCGAAAAAUGGGGCCCCUUUACUCGUAAACAUAUACCCAUAUUUUGCACACAUGUAUGAUAAAAAUAUUGACCUCGAUUAUGCUCUUUUCAAGUCGUCUGGAGUUGUAAUGCCUGAUGGAACGCAGUAUCAGAAUCUUUUUUAUGCCAUUUUAGAUGCCACGUAUGCAGCACUUGAAAAGGCUGGUGGCUCAUCUCUUGAAAUCGUUGUUUCAGAGAGUGGUUGGCCAUCGGAUGGAGGAGAUGCAACGUCGAUUGAUAAUGCAAGGACUUACAAUACGAAUUUGCUGCAGCGUGUAAAGGACGGGAGCCCGAAAAGGCCUGGAAAGAAUAUAGAAACUUACAUUUUUGCUAUGUUUGAUGAAGAUCAGAAAAGCCCUGAAUAUGAGAAGCAUUGGGGACUUUUUCUACCAAACAAACAAGCCAAGUACCCAAUCAGCUUUAACUAG